AUCCAAAGUACGAGAGGUAUAAAAUCUUUACCUGCUCAAAAUAUUCGGCAACACUGUUGCUCGUUAGAAGUUAACCGUCGUUUGACCGUUCAAGUUGACAAGCUUUAUAACGAUUUUUCAUGUGCUCUUUUAAUAAUUUUACAAAGUUUUACACCACAGUUUUAUUAAUUUAAUAAAAAAAACCAGAAAUGGCCCCGUUAAAAUCAAGUCAUAGCAACAUUCUUCCCAAUUUUACGCUCAAAAAUGCAAUUUCUACAAGAAGCAAGUCGACUGUAAUCGGUCCCAAACAAGAUGGCGUGAGGAGCAAACGGAAAGCGGACUGUUCUCCAUCCAAAGAAAACAAAAAUAACAAAAGAAUUGCAUUUGGUGAAAGAAAUACCAACAUUGCAGAAAUUGCAAAAAAUAAAUUAAUAGAGGAUAAAGACAAGAAAACAACAGCUGUGAGAAAAGUCACUACACACAUGAAAAUACUUCCAUCAGUUAAAACAGUCAUUAGGGCCAGACAAAAUCAAAAUGAAGCACCACAUGCUCCUGGACACAAGAUAUUGACUAGGCAAUCCAUAAAAACGGUAAUACCUAAUCAAACUGCAAUAAAGCCUAAAGAAGUACUUAAAGAAAGUAAUAACAAAUGCAACAAAAGACUUAGCAAUGAGUUUGAGAAGACUGAAGACACACUAUAUUCUACUGCAUUGGAAGACGCUAAUGAAACUACCUACUUCAGUGCGAAGAAACGCAAUCUGAGAUCGUCUAGAAGUUCAGACUCUGAUAUGACACCAUGCGACAAAGAUGUCAAGAAAGAGAACAAAAUGUCCAGUAUUUCAAUGGUUGCCCAACAGAUGGAGGCUAAAUUGAACCUUGGAAAUCACUUAGUUCCAUCAAAUGUGGCCGAUUUUGACAAGGAGAACUGGGAAGAUAUAUUCCAAGUUUCAAAUUAUGCUAUGGAUAUUUUCAACUACCUCAAGGAAAGAGAAUCUCAAUUCCAAGUAACAGACUACCUCGAUCGCCAAAUAUGCCUUACCCGGUGGAUGCGAUCUCUCCUAGUUGACUGGAUGGUCGAAAUUCAAGAAAGUUUUGAACUCAAUCAUGAAACCCUUUACUUGGGUGUAAAAUUGGUAGACAUGUAUCUGACAAGGAUGACAGUCGGAAAGGAAACUCUACAACUAGUCGGCGCGGCCGCCAUGUUUGUAGCCAGCAAAUUUGAUGAGCGGAUCCCGCCAUUGAUUGAUGACUUCUUAUACAUUUGUGAUGGUGCGUACACGAAACGGGAAUUGAUAAGGAUGGAAAUGAACUUGUUGAAAGUUUGCGGGUUUGACUUGGGAAUUCCAAUUAGUUAUAGGUUUUUGAGGAGAUAUGCAAGGUGUGCUAAAAUAACCAUGCCAAUUUUGACAUUAGCUCGCUUCAUUUUGGAAUAUUCUUUGAUGAAUUAUGAUACAAUCACCAUCAGAGAUUCAAAAUUAGCUUCAGCAGCUUUAUAUAUAGCCCUCAGGAUGAAAACCGUUAGUAAUUGGACUCCUACACUAGAAUUUUAUACAGGUUACAAAUUAGACGAAUUUAAAGAUGUAGUUUUAUUGCUCAACUCCUACUUAAGACAGCCUCCAAAAUCUCAAUUAAUGACUGUAAGAAACAAAUAUUCUCACAAAAUAUUUUUCGAAGUAGCAAAGACUCCAUUCCUUGAAAACUACGCACUCGUGCAGUGAUUUCAGGUUGUUUUUUUUUUGUUUUUUUUUUU
This is a messenger RNA of Psylliodes chrysocephalus, 1729 nucleotides long. The record is from the annotation of a GenBank genome assembly. NCBI's taxonomy places the organism in Eukaryota, Metazoa, Arthropoda, Insecta, Coleoptera, Chrysomelidae.